UCCCUGCAGCAGCACACUGAAGUUGUCAUUACCGCACCCCGCUGCUGUUGGGUGCCAGAGUUCACUUCCUGGAGUUGGCAGAGGAGCAGCAGUUCAAAGGCUCCCCUCUGGGCGUCUAUAAAUCCUCUGUGUUUGUCUGAUCAGAUCUGCAGAACCACCAGCAAUGUCCAAGACGGCAGAGGCCCAGAUGCACGGCAUUCCCAGCAGGGAAAGGUGUCCGCUGGCCAAAGGGCUGGAGAGUCUUUCUGCCCUGGUGACUUCUGGCGAAGAAACCCCAGAUCCCAUCCCCUCCACCAUCCAGGGCAACAUUCCAUCUUGGCUCAAUGGGAGUCUCCUGAGGAACGGCCCUGGGAAGUUUGAAUUCGGCGAUGACAAGUACACCCACUGGUUCGACGGCAUGGCCAUGAUGCACAGAUUCCACAUCAGCGAGGGGAAGGUCACCUACAGCAGCCGCUUCCUGCAAAGUGAUUCAUACACCAACAACUUGGAGAAAAACCGGAUCGUGGUGUCGGAAUUCGGGACAUUAGCCAUGCCGGAUCCAUGCAAGAACAUAUUUGCACGAUUCUUUUCACGCUUUCAGAUUCCCAAGGCUACAGACAAUGCAAACGUCAACUUUGUCAAGUACAACGGCGACUACUAUGUCAGCACCGAAACCAACUACAUGAGGAGAAUAGAUCCACAAAGCUUGAACACCAAGGAGAAGGUGAACUGGACGGACUUCAUCGCUGUGAACUCGGCGACAGCUCAUCCUCAUUACGAUCAAGAUGGAGCCACUUACAACAUGGGCAACUCCCACAACAAAAAUGGAUUCUUCUACAAUGUGAUUCGUGUUCCUCCUCCUGAGGAAAUGAGGUCAAAAGAGGACUCCGCAGACCUGACAGGAGCCAAAGUCAUCUGCUCCAUCCGCGCUGCUGAUCCCAGGAAGCCCUCGUACUAUCACAGUUUCGUCAUGUCAGAGAACUACAUCGUGUUCAUCGAGCAGCCCAUCAAGCUGGACCUUCUGAAGUUCAUGCUCUACCGAAUUCAGGGAAAAAGUUUCCACAAGGUCAUGAAGUGGGAGCCCAAACUAAACACCGUCUUCCAUCUGGUGAACAGACACACCGGCAAGGUGAGUGACGUGAAAUACCUCGCAGGCCCCAUGUUCACGCUGCACCAGAUUAACGCUUAUGAAGACAACGGCUACCUGGUGAUGGACAUGUGCUGCGGCGAUGAUGGUGACAUCAUUGCUGACUUCACUUUGGAAAACCUGCGCAGAAGCUCAGGAGAGGAGAUGGACGAGUUCUACAACGCGCUGUGCAGAAACCUUCCUCGGCGAUACGUCCUCCCCCUCACCAUCGACGAUCAAACUCCUCUGGAUCAAAACCUGGUGUAUCUGGAGAAGUGCAAAGCCACAGCCAGAAAGACCCACACAGGCGAGAUUUUCAUGACCCACGAGGAGCUGCACAGCGACGAGCUGCUGCAGUACGGCGGUCUGGAGUUCCCGCAGAUCAACUACGACAAACACAAUGGCCGACCCUACCGCUACUUCUACAGCUGCGGCUUCGGACACGUCAUCAGCGACUCGCUGCUUAAGAUGGACGUCCACACUAAGGAGCUUAAGGUGUGGCGUUACCCGGGCUUGUACCCGUCUGAGCCUGUCUUUGUUGCUUCGCCGGGAGCCACGGAGGAAGAUGAUGGAGUGGUCCUGUCAGUCAUCAUCACACCCAGAAAAGAGAAAAGCACCUUCCUGCUGGUUCUGGAUGCAAAGACCUUCACUGAGCUGGGUCGAGCUGAGGUCCCAGUCAACAUCCCGACCGGAACCCAUGGAGUCUUCAACGCAAUGGGAUAGGUGUCGACUCAAAAAUGCAACCAACCAGGAGGGACGUCAUCUAUUUGGACAGCUGUCUUUUAUUGCUUUGAAAAUAGCAAAUCUUGGUGUCAAACCUUGGGCCUAGGGGCCAAAUAUUGCCCCCAAAUUACUAAAAAACAGCUUGAAUGUCACCAAGAGAAUCUCAUCAGCUUUUCUUUAAAUGUACGCAGAUAUAUAUGUACUAUUACAAACCGCUUGAAACUAUUAAUCAUUCAACUUUAGCCACUAACGUGUGAGAAUGUUUCAGCUAUAUUUUAACACACUUUUGAAGGACUAUUUCAGAGCUUGGUCUUCCAUAGAACUCCAUAGAAUAGUUUGGAGAACAACUCAUCUCCUUAAGACAAAUACAGGCAUGCUCUGUAAAGAAGGCUGAAAAGUUUCUUUUCUUAAAUCUGUGUUAAACCACUCAAAUAUUUAUCUCUGAGUUGCAGAUACACUAUGUAAAACAGUCAAUGCUAUGUCAGAUUUCACCUCGCAAAAGUCCAAAUAAAGACUGUUGAUUUCCUUUAGACAAUAGCACAGUAAGUUUCUUUCUUAAUAAAAAUGUUAUUGUGGGAUUAUUAUGCAUGGACUUUGCAGGGAAGAUGAUUUCAAUCCAUGAUGGAGUGAGGCUGAAACAUAAUAAAAGUUUCUGGAAGCAGUAAAAAUAUCUGACAAUGGGUUAAAGAUGAAUUAUUAAACA
This is a messenger RNA of Synchiropus splendidus (mandarinfish), 2531 nucleotides long. RefSeq names its product beta-carotene 15, 15-dioxygenase 2, like (gene bco2l). Bases 164 to 1828 code for a protein of 554 amino acids. Gene Ontology annotation, cellular component: mitochondrion. Gene Ontology annotation, biological process: retinal metabolic process; carotene catabolic process. Gene Ontology annotation, molecular function: beta-carotene 15,15'-dioxygenase activity; carotenoid dioxygenase activity. NCBI's taxonomy places the organism in Eukaryota, Metazoa, Chordata, Actinopteri, Syngnathiformes, Callionymidae. The transcript has 12 exons. The record is from RefSeq and is a predicted model, not a curated record.